Messenger RNA from Carya illinoinensis, 1758 nucleotides. RefSeq lists its product as uncharacterized. The transcript has a single exon. The coding region runs from base 1 to 1758 and encodes 585 amino acids. The record is from RefSeq and is a predicted model, not a curated record. Lineage: Eukaryota; Viridiplantae; Streptophyta; Magnoliopsida; Fagales; Juglandaceae. Gene Ontology annotation, cellular component: membrane.
AUGGAUAGGGGAAUCGGUCGUGGAGGGGACAUGAGUACUUUCCAGUAUGCAAAAUUAAUGAUGAAAGGAAGAUGGUUCAUGUUUUUCGCCACCAUGGUGAUUAUGUGUUGGUUUGGAGCACCCUCGGCCAUCUAUGUAGUGUACUACAAAGUGAUUAAAGAAACUCUUGGGUUUGAAGAGAAAGAAAUGAAACAGAUAACUUUUUAUGAACAUGUGGGUGCACACUUCUCAGUAUUCGUUGGCCUCCUUUGUGACUUGACACCAGAAUGGCUUGUGCUCCUCAUCGGUGCAGCCUUGAACUUUGGAGGCUUUUACAUGCCGUGGAUGGCCGUCAUGCACAAAAUUCCAAAACCAAAAGUUUGGGACAUGGGCGUUUUCGUUGGCCUUGGGGCCGCUGCACCAAACUUUGCACACACAAUAGCUCUCGUCACCGGUGUCAAAAACUUCCCGGAGAGCCGAGGCGUUGUGUUGGGUCUAAUGAAAGGUAUGGCUGAAGCUUCCGUAGCUAUCCUGACCCAGAUUUACCUCGUUAUAAAUGGAGAUGAUGAUGUUAGAAAUAUUAUUCUUGCCACUGCUGUACUCCCCACCAUAACUUCAGUUGCUUUUGUGUUCACAAUCCGGAAGAUAGAGCGGGAUGAUGACGAUCAAAGGUGGCAACAUCAUACGAACGAGCUCAGAGUGUUCUUGAAUUUCUAUUAUCUAACGAGCGUAGUUGCACUUUUUGUCAUGAUCGUGACUUUGCUUGGGAAAUACUUCCAUGUUACCGAGACAGAUCAUAUGUAUGGUGUCAUUGUGAUCUUUAUCCUGAUCUUCCUUCCGCUCUAUAAUGUCAUUAAAGAAGAGAUUAUCGCUGCUGCCCAGUACUCCAAAUCAUUCGAGAGACACGAAUUCUUUGAUCGUCUUGCUGUAGUAGUGGUAGAAUCCAUUGAAAAACCACAAGGAAUAUUGCUUGCAGAUUCUAAAUCUUCUAAUAAUCAAAUACUAGAAGAGAAGAAGCCCAAAAGAUCUUGUCUCUCAAGCAUAUUCUUCAACAAACCAGAAAGGGGAGAGGACCACUCCAUUUUCCAAGCAAUCCUAAGCAUCGAUAUGUUGUACAUCCUUCUUAUCAUGCUAUGCGGAUAUGGGUCAGGCUUGACAGCCUACGAACACUUCUGGCGCCUUGGUAAAGCACUGGGAAACAAAGAACAAGUCGUGACCUCCAUGAUAUCAAUGGCUAGUGUAUGGAACUGCGUUGGGAGGAUCUAUUCUGGGUUUCUCUCCGAACUCCUGAUUAUCAAAUGGAGAGUUCCGAGGGCGACGAUUUCGGCGUUCAUGCUCCUCCUGCAAUGCAUAGCCUUGCUCCUCGGCGCCAUCCCAGAAAUCCCCGGCGCGUACUGCUUAGCAACAGCGACAAUUGGGUUUGCACUUGGUGCACAAUUGCCAGUAAACUUGGCAAUGAUUUCUGAGUUCUUUGGCCUUAAGUACUACGGCACAUUGCUCAAUUUUGCACAGUUGACCACUCCACUUGGCUUGUAUUUAAUGAAUCAAAACCUCGCAAGAGUUCUUUACGAAAAGGAGGUGAUCAACGACAUUAUAGCUCAGGGCAAGGAUCCGUCGACUCAUGUGAUGGAUCAAGUUUGCCAGGGUUCCCAUUGUUUGAGGCCUUUAUUCUCCACUUUGGCUCUCAUUUCAUUGGUCGGAGCUUUUGUCUCCCUAACAUUUGCAGGGAGAACACGAGGGUUUUACCAAGGGGCUGUGUAUAAGAAGUUUAGAGGUUAA